Messenger RNA from Artibeus jamaicensis (Jamaican fruit-eating bat), 4226 nucleotides. It is a transcript of the gene RAVER2, whose product is annotated as ribonucleoprotein, PTB binding 2. Gene Ontology annotation, molecular function: mRNA binding. Gene Ontology annotation, cellular component: cytosol. Lineage: Eukaryota; Metazoa; Chordata; Mammalia; Chiroptera; Phyllostomidae. The coding region runs from base 147 to 2219 and encodes 690 amino acids. The record is from RefSeq and is a predicted model, not a curated record. The transcript has 12 exons.
CGCCGCCUCCCCUCCCCCUCCCCGCGCCUGGGCCCACUGCGCGGCCUCUGCCCGCCUCGCCCCCGCGCGGGCCUCCUCCCGCUUUCUCUCUCCGCUUCCCCUCGAGCCUCCCGAGGAGCCCGCAGCAGCCGCGGGGCGCCGGGAAGAUGGCGGCGGCGGGAGGCGGCGGCGGCGGCGAGGGGGGCGCGGGCCUGGGCGGCGUGGCGGGGUCGGGGCCGGGGCCGGGGCUGCGCGCGUCCGGCCCCUCCGCGGAGACCCGCGAGGACGCCCGCGGCCCGGCGCCCUCUGUGUUGCACUCGGAGGAGGUGGCCGCGCGGCUGCAGCGGAUGCGCCGGGAGCUGAGCAACCGCAGGAAAAUCCUGGUGAAAAACCUGCCCCAGGACAGCAACUGCCAGGAAGUUCAUGACUUAUUACAGGACUAUGAGUUAAAGUAUUGCUAUGUGGACAGAAAUAAGCGAACAGCGUUUGUUACCUUAUUGAAUGGGGAACAAGCCCAGAGUGCAAUUCAGAUGUUUCAUCAAUAUUCUUUUCGAGGAAAAGACUUAGUAGUCCAGCUCCAGCCAACAGAUGCUUUGCUGUGUAUUACUAACUUACCCGCUUCUUUUACGUUAGAAGAGUUUGAAGAACUUGUUCGUGCUUACGGAAAUAUCGAGAGAUGUUUCCUGGUCUACAGUGAAGUUACUGGCCAUUCCAAAGGCUAUGGAUUUGUAGAAUACAUGAAAAAGGACUUCGCUGCAAAGGCCAGAUUGGAGCUAUUGGGCAAGCAGCUGGGAGCAUCAGCUCUGUUUGCACAGUGGAUGGACGUUAACCUGCUAACUGCAGAGCUCAUUCAUUCCAAGUGCCUUUGUGUGGAUAAACUCCCUACUGACUACAGGGACUCAGAGGAGCUGUUGCAAGUAUUUUCCAGCAUCCAUAAGCCUGUGUUUUGCCAGCUUGCACAGGAUGAAGGAAGUUACGUGGGUGGCUUUGCAGUGGUUGAGUAUAACACUGCGGAGCAUGCUGAGGAGAUUCAGCAAGCAGCUGAUGGUAUGACCAUCAAGGGAAGCAGAGUCCAAGUUUCCUUCUGUGCCCCAGGAGCACCAGGGCGAAGUACAUUAGCAGCAUUGAUAGCAGCUCAACGUGUGAUGCACAGCAGUCAGAAGGGCUUACUCCCAGAGCCGAAUCCGGCACAGAUCAUGAAGAGUUUAAACAACCCUGCCAUGCUCCAAGUUCUUCUGCAGCCCCAGCUCUGCGGGCGGGCGGUGAAACCAGCAGUUCUUGGAACACCUCACAGCUUGCCACAUCUGAUGAGUCCAUCCAUCUCCCCUGCAUUUUUACAUUUGAAUAAAGCACAUCAGAGCUCAAUUGUGGGUAAUACUUCUCGUUUGUUCCUUCAGAACCUUCCCCAUGUAUCGCUGGCACAGCAGCACUUAAUGAAGUUUGAGAGCAUUCAUGCUAAUAACAAACCAGGCCUGCUUGGCGAAGCCCCAGCUGUGGUGCUUCAGGCUGCAGUCGGGGUAGGGUUGGGGCUUCCCUUGAAAGCAGAGUUGGGUCACCACGGAGAAGCCCAUAAAACAUCUAACCUGAUUCCAACGCAAACAACUGUAACAGCUGGAAUGGGCAUGUUACCGUUCUUUCCCAAUCAGCACAUUGCUGGACAAGCUGGACCAGGACAAGGGAAUACUCAGGAGAAACAGCCAGCCUCCAUGGGAAUAGCAGAAGGAAAUUUCUCAGGGUCACAGGCUUAUCUUCAGAGCUUUCCAAACCUUACUGCUGGAGGUUUGCUGACAGGACACCAUAAGCAACCGCAAAGCCAGCCAAAAGGCACGGAGAUGAGUUCGGGGGCUGCCUCGAAGAAUCAGACUUCACUCUUGGGAGAACCGCCGAAAGAAAUCCGGCUCAGUAAAAACCCGUACUUGAACUUGGCAAGCGUGUUGCCCAGUGUGUGCUUAACAUCCCCUGCAAGUAAAACCACUCUGCAGAAGACGGGAAUUGCCAGCAGCAUCCUGGACGCCAUCUCUCAGGGAAGCGAACCACAGCACACCUUGGAGAAGUGCAUUGCGUACUCUCAGCCUUUUGGUGAUUACACACAGGUGUCAUCUUUAAGAAAUGAAAAGCGAGGCUCAUCGUAUCUCAUCUCUGCCCCAGAAGGCGGCUCAGUGGAACUUGUUGAGCAACAUUCUCAGGGCACCGGAGCAUACUACAUGGAGACCUACUUAAAAAAGAAGCGCGUGUACUGAGUUAAGUCCUCCCCUUAUAUAACCUCGUAAGGUUCUUUGCAGUAUCUUUGCUGUUCAUCGCUGCCUUAACUACAUUCAUACUACCCAUAUCCUUUAAAUACGGGUUUAUAAUUCCCCAGAAGGAACUGUGUUGUGCAGCAGGCAAAAUUGCCAAAUAAGAAGUAAGUAGCAAUAAGAAGAGACAUCAGUUGAGGACAUUUUCAUCACCACCAGAAUUAAAUGCAGCUUAACGUGAUAUUAACUUAUAGUCCAUUGCAGAAAUUAACAAUAUUCCUUGUUCUAGGACUGGGAAUAAUUUUGACACCACAUAUGAAACUUUGAAGCAAUAAAUAGGAAACGGUCUUGUUUCCUAGGCCUUAGAAGAAUGAAUUUCUUACAAGCCAAUGUGCAUUUCUAUUUACAUUCCCUAGAAGAAAUCUCAUUUAUAGAUUUUUAGAACUUCUCCUUAGAACUCUAAGAGCACGAGUACGAGACACAGCAAUGGUCACGUGCAAACAAAUGCUCUGCGUGCAAACUAAAUUAUUCCCCCCACACCAGCCAUGUAAUAGGUGUACACUCCCACGAGUCUUUCCUUUUAAUCUGUUAUUAACCAUUUAUGCCUUUUGUGAAGAAAAACAAGGUACUUUAACAAAAGUAGCUUUGGCGAUCUAAUUUCAGGGGUUGGCAAACCAUACCCUGGGGUUAAAUUCAGAUCUCCACCUGUUUGUUGUACAGCUAAGAAUGUUAUUUACAUUUUUAAAUGGUUGGCAGAAAAAUGAAAAUUUUAUGACUUUGAAAUUAUAUGGAAUUCAGAUGUGCCCACACACACAGCUUUCCUGGAACACAGCCAUGCUUGGUCACACGCAAGCAGCACUGCGCAGUUCGGGCAGAGACGCGCAGGCCUGCACAGUCUAAUGUGUUUCCUCUCUGGCCCUUCACAGCGAGUUUGCUAACCCCUAAUCUAACAGUACUAACUGCCUAAUCCUUUUACUUCACCUAAAGAAGGAACUUAACUUUUGCAGCUGAUUUAUAAGUGGCAAUGAACAUAAGUUUCUGUCUCAUUCCAUGGCAUAGGAUAGUGAUGAUCUAAUUACUAGAACAGGGCCUAUUUUGAUCAUUAAAUGCAUUAUUUCCAAAAUAUUAUAUAGUGAAGCAGUCAAUACUGCCCUUUCUGAAGGAGUCUUAAUGGAGUAACAGUGUUUAUAACCAUUUUAAGCUAAUAAGCAAAAUUUUACCUCACUCUCUGCUUUGUCUCUUACUCUUUAGUAGUAUGUUAGGCUAAAAAUUGUUUGUAACUUUUGACAUCCCCAUUUCCUGAAGACUUGGGUAUUAAAUGCAUGGGAAACCUUUUGCCAUCUAGAAAUAUAUGUAAGUAAGUUUGUUCCUUGUUAUGAGACUGUAAUUGAUGAUGAGUUUAGGGGCCCCAAUGAUCAUAGUCUUUUUGAACUCAGAUCAUUAAAUAUCUUGUAAUUUGGGGGAAUUAUUUUUGAACAAGAUAAAAGGUAUCCUGUUUUACUUAUGAAGUUAAAAAUCGGUGCACAUGUUGUAUGAUUUGUAAAGAUUACUUGGUCUAAUUUAUUGCAUAUAUUAACCUCUUUUGGGAAAUGACAGCUAGAAAACUAGACUAAGACAAUUUCUAAGUAGGCUUCCUACGAGUAACUGAUCAGGAUAGGCAUCGCUCACUUACGACUCAGCAGAUGAGUAAUGGAGUCCCUGAGCUCUGCACUUCCUUAUUUUCCAGUUGCAUUGAGCUUCUUCAAUGCUUAGUCACACCUCUGUGAUUGUACAGAUGAAUUUUAACUAAGCUGCAAAGUGAAAGUGGGAAGAGGCGAAAGAAAAGCUGUUUGUGAUCACAGCCCACGUGGAUCUGCCACCCGUCCCCCACUGUCAGUGGAAGUAACAGAUAAGUGCAAAUCAAUUCUUGUUAGUAAUACGGACCAUUACCAACCCUCCCAAACUCUAUAUUGUUAUUUUUCUAAGUAAACAAAUUGUUUGAAAUGCUUUGAAAAUGGAGUCUUAAUAUUAAAA